Messenger RNA from Esox lucius (northern pike), 2621 nucleotides. RefSeq names its product follistatin-like 3 (secreted glycoprotein) (gene fstl3). The coding region runs from base 242 to 1003 and encodes 253 amino acids. Gene Ontology annotation, biological process: cell differentiation; negative regulation of activin receptor signaling pathway; multicellular organism development. Lineage: Eukaryota; Metazoa; Chordata; Actinopteri; Esociformes; Esocidae. The transcript has 5 exons. The record is from RefSeq and is a predicted model, not a curated record. Gene Ontology annotation, molecular function: activin binding; protein binding.
GAGCCUUGUCGGUUCCAGCAUUGUAACUGGCUGAGAGCAUCGCCCAUCCCAGCAGCAUUCGGUCGCAGCUAAAUAUUUAUAUAGAGGGGAACGACAUCAGCUAGAAGACAUUCAUUCACGUAAGAGAGAACUGAUCGUCUCCUUUGCUAAGUUAACAUUCUUUCUAAACCUUCUGACGACAACAAAAACACUUUUGCAAGUUUAGCCAAAGUUUUAUUUUCUUAUUUUUUUUGCUAUUACAAUGGACUUUUUUCGUCGUGUACUUUUUGGCUUGACACUUGUUACUUUGAGUCAAAUAUUUGGAAAAUAUCCUGUAAAUGCGGGCAUGUGCUGGCUGCAGCAGAGCCAGGAGCAACGCUGUGAUAUGGUGCUGAUGCGUGGGGUAAGCAGGGAGGAAUGCUGUGCUGGGGGCCGUCUGGACACGGCGUGGUCCAACACCAGUCUGCCCAUCAACGAGGUCAGCUUGCUGGGCUUCCUAGGAAUCGUAUCCUGCAAGCCCUGCAAAGAGACCUGCGAUGGUGUGAACUGCAGCGCAGGGAAGGUUUGUAAAAUGAAGUCCGGACGUCCUCAGUGUGUGUGCUCCCCUGACUGCACUAACAUCUCCAAAAAGCAUGCUGUGUGUGGCAGCGAUGGGAACUCCUAUCGUGACGAGUGUGAACUCCUCAUGGCCCGCUGCAAGGGGCACCCUGAUUUGGAGGUCAUGUACCAAGGGGAAUGCAAAAAGUCCUGCUCCAACGUGGUGUGCCCUGGGACCCACACAUGUGUGACUGACCAAACUAACAGUGCCCACUGUGUGAUGUGCCGCAUGACGCCCUGCCCAACGCCGCUGAAAUCUGAGUUGCCAAUCUGUGGCAACGACAACAUCACGUAUCCGAGCGCCUGCCACCUCCGCAGAGCCACGUGCUUCCUGGGGCGCUCCAUAGGAGUGCGUCACUAUGGCAACUGCUCCAAUGUUCCAAGAAACACUCUGGAUUUGGAAGGCAGUGAGGAAAAUUCACUCUAGAGAGACAGUUCUGGUGUGAUCCACCUGGUUCUACAGUCCACCUAGUACUAGAGGUAGCAUAGUUCACCUGGUACAUCCCUACCCCUGUAAAUACAAUGACGAUACAUUUGAUGUGGGAGGACUUGCUGGAAGUAGCUGUUUUUCUUUCAAAAGGAAACCAACACUGUAUUUGUUGAUGCAUGCAAUGUAUGUUAAACUGAAAGAUUUGCUCAUGAAACUGUGGAGACAGAUGAAAGGCAUAUAUAUACAUAUAUAUCUUGAAAAUAAGAAAUACGUAGUGGACCUUAAAUACAGGAAUAGAUGUGUAUAUUGUAAAUAAAUACCAUUAAUAUUUAUUGGAGAAGGUAUCAAAUCUGUUUUAUUUAUGUUUUUAUCUUGUAAACAAAUCCAUAUAUCCAUAGGUCAGGUUACAUGUAUUUAUUUUUUAUUUUGUUUUUAGGUGUACAUGUACAGUAUGCGAAUGGUCACUGGUAUUCUGUUAUGUUGGAGUGUUAUUUUUAUUUUUGUGUUUUCAUAUCCAAAAUUGAGGUGCUUUGUCCCCCUAAAAGCAGUAUGGCAAGCAACCUCAGUUUGUUUGGAUACUGGAUACAAUGCUUGGAGGGCGAAAAUAUGGUUAUAAUUCACUCUAAGCAAAAUAGCGCAGCUGCUGUCUGUACUUCAGUCUUUGUUUGGAGGUCUAUAGUAUGUUUCCGCACGAUCUGCCUGUACAGAGUACGACACUGUUUACGCUGGAGCCCAAUCAAAACUCUGAGCCACCCACUGAUCACUCUAACAGUUUAGUUCAAUCUGCAGCAGUUUUAUUAGGCUGUUGGUUCAACCCCAAGCCUUUACAAUACCUCCACUGUUUAAGUCUUGGAUUUGUUUAUACAGUAUUUAAUGUUUUUUCGUCAUAUGAGUCCAAUAUGAUGUUAUUUGGGUUAUUGAAUAAACUGUAUCACCAUGUAUCUGUAAAAUAAAACAAAUGUUGUUAGCUAUAUCAAAUUGAAAACAAAAUCUUAUUUGUCUGGGAAUGCCAAAUAACCUAAAAUUACUCAAAGUUAACUUAGCGGAACCCCAGACAAUACAUCUGAAUGUAUCUGUUAAAAUGUUGAAAUAUUGGAUGGCCAUUCAUUAUAUGGGUAGCUAUUUGCAAUUAGCUAUUGGUUAUUGUGAGAAGACUGAACAGUGCUGCCCAUUCUAGAUUUAAGAUUUUUACAAAAAGACAUACUAUUUUUAAACAAAUUUAAGUAUUUUCUAGUAAUUACAACGCUAUUUCAUGUACCUGUGUACCUACUGUGAAAUUUACUUAUUUUUGUAUUUUUGUACUGCCAUUUUAUCUCAACAUAAAAUAUAGCAUUUGUCAUGAUGCGUCUUUCAUGUAUGUUACAACUUCAGGGUUACCGUGGUUAUAAAUGUGUAAAAAUGUCUAUAUUAGUAAAGGCUGUUGAAUUGGGCAGAAGUUAGAGGUAAAAGGUAACACCGGAACCUAUUUGUGAUUAAAAGGAUUGCAUUUUGAAUAGUUUUUAUAAAGUUUUGUAGUCAUAUGCAUAAAUAUUUGAAUAUUUAUGCAUAUGACAUAAAGUAAUAAUAGUAAUUCUGAUUACAAAUAAAGUGGUACAAAUUCCAACAUCUGCAUUAG